AAAAAAGGCAAGAUUUACUUGAAAUUUCCUAAUAUAUAGCACUUGUUAUUAUGGGUAAGGAAAGGCUUAACGUUGAAAACACAACUCAACUAAAAACAAAGAAAACUGAGCAAAAAACUCAGGAGGAAGAAAUUGUCAUUCCAGUACUACAUGACUCAACCGUCUCUACUUAUCUGUGGUUGUUAGUAUUUAGUGUACUAAUGUUUACGUUUCCCUUCAUAACGUACUAUGGUGUUCAUUCGUGGCUGCAGACAUCUUUUGACUUUACUGUAUUCCAGACAAACUGUUUCUCAGUGCUAGCAGCGGUUCUAGCUGUUAACGGCAUAAUAUGUUUAUACGUUUUCAAGGCAUUCCGAGAGAAUGAAGAGCCCUCAGCAGAUGAAAAGAAAGAGAAUUAAUUAUCAUAAUAUCAU
Molecule: messenger RNA, 413 nt
Organism: Teleopsis dalmanni
Lineage: Eukaryota; Metazoa; Arthropoda; Insecta; Diptera; Diopsidae
Product: vacuolar ATPase assembly integral membrane protein vma21
Exons: 1
Coding region: 51-398 (115 amino acids)
Biological process (GO): vacuolar proton-transporting V-type ATPase complex assembly
Cellular component (GO): endoplasmic reticulum membrane
Source: RefSeq, a predicted model, not a curated record